CUAGCCAACUCACCCAUUACCAUCAACUAAUUCCCGGUCGGGCAGGAGGCCGGCUCCUCCAUCCUUCUUGUCGUGUCAUACAUCGAUAAGAGACAUUCGUGCGAUGCGACGCAAUGAGUAACCGCACCGUGGCCUUGUCAUCUGCUCUUACCCAAUUCCUCUUGGAUGCCAUCCCGAGAGCAGACCGGCCGGCUUCACCGCACACAACAGUCCAUUAUUAUCAACCGCUUCACAGCUGUCCGGCCCUCCGCACUCCCCGAACCAAAUACCUUGUCUGUGAUUGGAUCUUUAACCGGCUCCAUCUUUUUGGAGAAGCUGCCACUGGAUAUCGUCUGUGAUCCGAAUACGUCCCUGUCCCUGACGUACAGGCUCUUGGCUGUACUACCAAUGUAUGUGCGUGCGUCCCGCAUGCGCGCCUAUCGUGCUGGCCCUGGCCUGUUGGAGCCAGCGUCUACCCACCCGGCCCGUCCAGCACACCCAUUCGCUGCUCACUGCAAUCUGGCCCAGAAAGCAGCACCAAGCAGCAAGCCGCCUUGCGUCGUGGGGGGCUCCAGGGGGUGUGGUCCUGGCCUAGCGGUCCCUCUCCUGCUCCUGCACAGACCGACUCAUCGUGCCAAGGCCGGGACCCUGCGAGGCCACCCCGGGAGCGUCAUCGUUCGCUCGUCCGGGGCUCCGGUCUGAGGCUGUACACGACGUUCGGCAUGGGAUGAGACAAAAAGGAGGCGCCGACAUAUAGUACGGCUCCAUCCUCCACUUGCAAGGCCGUCGAUCCGUUGCUGACGCUGGGAGCGGUGAAGCCUUUCCCUGGCACCGUUUGUUUCCAUUGAUCCAAAAAAAUUGCUCUCAGUCGUGUCAGCCUCCAGAUGGAACGCCUGGACCCUGGUUUGUGGAGCC
Molecule: messenger RNA, 894 nt
Organism: Ilyonectria robusta
Lineage: Eukaryota; Fungi; Ascomycota; Sordariomycetes; Hypocreales; Nectriaceae
Exons: 1
Coding region: 166-681 (171 amino acids)
Source: RefSeq, a predicted model, not a curated record